GCCCGUGUCACUCACCAUUUGUUCACAUAACCAAUGUCUGAUUCCGCCGGCGCUCGGCAAGACGCCGAGAGGCUUGCAAGGUACUUUUCGGAUGACAAAAGAUUCGAUUUCCUAGGUCUAAUCGCCCACGGAAAUUAUGGUUCUGCGAGUCGCGUUCAGUACCGAGACACCACAACAAAAAUGUCGAUAGAUUUUAUCGUGAAAAGGGCGUUUUCGUCGCAGAUGGCGGAAGACGCGAUGAGGAGAGAAAGGGAUUAUCUUAGGAGAUUUCGCGGUGCUCUACAUAUCGUUCAGAUGAUAGAGGUUGAAAACAAUCCUCUAAACAGACAACCCUCGAUCGCCGGGCAAUGGAUUACAAUGGAAUGGUUGUCAUGUGGCUCAUUAUCGAACUUCAUCGCUAAAGCAAAGACGAAAGUAAACCGAUUGCCGAAUCGUUUACUGUGGAGAUUCUUCUUAUGUCUUGUAAGAGCUUGUAUAGCUAUGGCGAACCCCCCAAACCGCGAUGAUGGUAUAGUAGAAAGAGAAGUGGUAAGAGAUGUGCUUCCAAAAACGGCUGUAGCACAUGGAGACUUUCAUGCGGCGAAUGUCGUUCUCGGAGAGCCGCCUUCUGAUUCUGAACAUACGAUUACACCCAUUCUAAAGGUCAUCGACUUCGGUAAUGCGUCAGAAUGGUCCUGGAUCGAUGGUAUGGGCACGACUGCAAACAAUAAUCUCUGGGAAGUGGGAAAGUUCAUGAUAGGCUUGAUUACACUAAGCGAGCGCGAGUUUAUCCCGAGGUCAGGCAGGGGCAAGGUCAUGAUGCCCAACCAAGGGAAAGUAUUAACCACGGACGCCGUCGCAAUCCUCCCGCUUGACCCCCCCAAUGCGAAGUUCCCUCUCCUGGAUCCGGACUUGGGAAGGCUCGUCUGUUGGUGCCUAGCGACGGACAUAGAGGACGGUCCUAGCCUGUGGGAUAUAGACAAUCGAGUAGGGUUUUUUGCAGGUAGUAAGCGACCAAUGGAUUAUCCAAAUCGUCCAGAGGAGACUGAUGACCACAUAUCCCGACUCUGGCGACAAAUAGUAUAUAACGCGGAUACCUAGCCAGGCUUUAUUGAACGAAUCUUAAGGUUUGUGUAUGUCUUUUACUCCACGAUCGGGCGUUUGAUAUGAUAUACGGUUAAGGCCAGGCAGAAAAGAGGUCUCUGUUUCUCCACCAAGCUUUAUGUUUUUAUAACGCGUUAGCCGUAUAAUACGAGUCCUACCUUAGGUAGAUUUUGACAAUCUAAUAUAUUUAUGUCAAUUUCAGUUUUCAAACUGGAGCAUUGUCAUGUCAGCCACAUAUUUCCGGCUAUGGAUGAAGUGUUUGGGUGACUAUAAUCAACUACUCAGUUUAAGAAGCUUUAUUGCUUCUAAUUUUAAACCCAUGUUAGAAUGCAAGUCAAUCUCCCCUUGCCUCGUUCGGUAAAUGUGAAAUAGUCUUGGGGCAGCGAUUACAAUGAGAGAUAGGUAGGUAAUCAAAAAGACAUUAGAGUGUUAUGGGGAACUAACAAUCGCUUACCUACCUCUUAAGGUAGUUGGGAAUUACGAGAAGUUAGUUCUGGUGGAUAUGGGGAGAAACGAGGUUCAUGUACCCCAAGUAAUAUGUAUG
Daldinia caldariorum is the source of this 1627-nucleotide messenger RNA. Its product is annotated as kinase-like domain-containing protein. Gene Ontology annotation, biological process: protein phosphorylation. Bases 34 to 1080 code for a protein of 348 amino acids. The record is from RefSeq and is a predicted model, not a curated record. The transcript has 6 exons. Lineage: Eukaryota; Fungi; Ascomycota; Sordariomycetes; Xylariales; Hypoxylaceae. Gene Ontology annotation, molecular function: ATP binding; protein kinase activity.